Paramecium octaurelia is the source of this 980-nucleotide messenger RNA. NCBI's taxonomy places the organism in Eukaryota, Ciliophora, Oligohymenophorea, Peniculida, Parameciidae. The record is from the annotation of a GenBank genome assembly.
CGCGCUCAAUGGAAAACAAUUUAAUUUGGUUAGAAAAAUAUCGUCCAAAAACUCUAGAUGAGGUUCAUGGCAAUUCGGAUAUCGUAGAUAAACUUAGAGCAAUAGCAAAAAUGGGAAAUCUACCCAAUAUCAUAUUGGUUGGCCCUCCAGGAAUAGGGAAAACAAGUAGUGUUUUAUGUCUAGCCAGAUAAAUAUUGGGAGAUUCAAUAAAAGAAAGUGUUCUUGAAUUGAAUGCAUCUGAUGAUAGAGGUAUAGAAACAGUGAGGGAGCAAAUUAAAGGAUUUGCAUAAAAGAAAGUCAAUCUUCAGGAAGGAUAGCAUAAAAUAGUAAUUCUAGAUGAAGCUGACAGUUUAACAGAAGGUGCAUAAUAGGCUUUGAGAAUGAUCAUAAGUGAUUAUUCGACAUCAACGAGAUUUGUAUUAUCUUGCAAUGAUUCAACAAAAUUGAUCGAUGCAAUCUAAAGUAGAUGUUGUAUUCUGAGAUUCAAUCGAUUGGGUGAAAAAGAAAUCAGAGAUCGAUUGUUGGAGAUCAUAAAUUAAGAGAGUGUUACUUACACAAAGGAUGGAUUGGAUGCUUUAACAUUUACAGCAGAAGGAGACAUGAGACAAGCAAUAAACAAUCUGUAAGCCACAUUUACAGGAUUUGGAUUAGUCAAUAGAGAAAACGUAUUCAAGGUUUGCGAUGUGCCUAAUGUUGAUGAUUUGAAGAAAAUCUUAGAUCAUAUGUUGAAAGGGGAAUUCUAACCAGCUUAAUCACUUAUGAAAUCGAUUUUCGAUAAUGGGUAUAUGGCUUAUGACAUUACCAAUACAUUCAAUAAAGUUAUCCAAAAUCAUAAUGGGGACAGAGAUCUUUAAUUUGAAUUCUUACGUCAAAUUGCUUUUCUUAAAGCUAGAAUCUUAGAGGGAUUGCCUACGUUUUUAUAGAUGUCUGGAUUCAUUGCUAAAUGUUGUAAUAUAUCCAAAAGCUAUCAUAAUAAAUGA